AUGCGCAAGUCACUUUUCGGACUCGCAGCCGCUGCUGCCACCGCUUCUGCAGAAUCUCUGACCGACAUCUGUACAACAGCCGUCGCUAAAGCGGCUCUACCCGCGGACGGUACAUUAUUCGGGAGUUCUGUCAUCCCAUCAUCGGUUACAGCAAACGUUGUCUACAACACUUCUGUCAGCGGACAAACUUUUUUCCCCGAUGCUACUGUCAAUUUCUGCAACGUAACCUUCGCCUAUACCCACAACGGUCGUGGGGACAAUGUGGUUCUAACACUUUGGUUGCCAGCCCCAGAGAACUUCGAGAACAGAUGGCUCUCAUCUGGAGGAAUGGCUUACAGCAUCAAUUCGGGUACUACUAACCUUGUCGGAGGUGUUAUGUAUGGUGCUGCAUCUGGUCUCACUGAUGGUGGAUUUAACACUGUAUUCGACUCCGUAUUCCUUCUCGAUAAUGGUACAAUCAACUGGGAGCCCACCUACAUGUUUGGUUAUCAAGCCAUUGGCGAGUUGACCACGCUUGGAAAAGAGUUUACUAAGCAGUUUUACAACAUGGGCGAUAAUAAGCUCUACGCUUAUUAUCAAGGUUGUUCCGAUGGUGGUCCUUUCCGAUAUGGCCAACAGCAAGUCAAUCAUCUCUUCUCAAACGUUGUCGAGCAAACACUUGAUUAUUACCCAUCAGCAUGCGAGCUUGAACUAAUUGUUAACGAAACCAUCUCUAACUGCGAUGGCCUCGAUGGCAAGGUUGAUGGUGUGGUGUCUCGAACAGAUCUUUGCAAGCUUCAUUACAAUAUCAACCAAACUAUCGGUUUACCUUACAGUUGUGCUGCUAGCUCCGCUGUUGGCCUUGGCCUUGGUUUUGGUAAACGCAAGAGGCAAAUGAUGGGAGGGUCUACCAAUCCAGCUACAAACGGUACUAUAUCAGCCAAGGUAGUAGAGGUUGCGCAAACCAUUCUCGAUGGGUUACAUGAUUCUCAAGGCCGACGUGCCUAUCUCUCGUAUCAGCCAUCUGCCGAUUUCGAAGAUGCAGCAACAACCUACAAUUCCGAUACCAAUUCCUACGAACUCAGCAUUGCUGGAGCUGGUGGUGAAUGGGUCGCUAGGUUCCUUGAAUUGCAGGACCUUGAUAACCUUUCUUCUUUGGAUAACGUCACCUAUGAUACCUUGGUGCAAUGGAUGGUUCAAGGUUGGACCAGAUAUGAGGAUUCACUUCAGACCAACAACCCGGAUCUCACUGGUAUCUACAACUACGGAGGCAAAAUCCUUCAUUUCCACGGUGAAUCAGAUCCUAGUGUACCCGCCGCUUCUUCAGUUCACUACUAUGAGUCUGUCCGCAGCAUCAUGUAUCCUGGUCUAUCGUUCAACGAGAGUACUGGAGCUUUGAAAGAAUGGUACCGCUUGUACAUGAUUCCCGGUGCCGCUCACUGUGCCAUCAACAGCGAACAAGAGAAUGGUCCUUUCCCUCAAACCAACUUGCAGGUUUUGAUUGAGUGGGUGGAAAAUGAUACGGUUCCCGUCACCCUCAAUGCCACCCACUUGGCUGGUGAAUACAAAGGAAAGAACGCUCAAAUCUGUGCUUGGCCUCUUCGUCCUCUCUGGAUUAACAAUGGUACUACCCAGGAUUGUGUCUUUGACCAAGCUUCUUACGACACUUGGAACUACACUUUCGACGCUUAUAAGCGACCAUUGUACUAA
Botrytis deweyae is the source of this 1689-nucleotide messenger RNA. RefSeq lists its product as uncharacterized. Lineage: Eukaryota; Fungi; Ascomycota; Leotiomycetes; Helotiales; Sclerotiniaceae. The record is from RefSeq and is a predicted model, not a curated record. Bases 1 to 1689 code for a protein of 562 amino acids. The transcript is spliced from 2 exons.